Molecule: messenger RNA, 1274 nt
Organism: Tetranychus urticae (two-spotted spider mite)
Lineage: Eukaryota; Metazoa; Arthropoda; Arachnida; Trombidiformes; Tetranychidae
Biological process (GO): regulation of transcription by RNA polymerase II
Cellular component (GO): nucleus
Molecular function (GO): DNA-binding transcription factor activity, RNA polymerase II-specific; RNA polymerase II cis-regulatory region sequence-specific DNA binding
Source: RefSeq, a predicted model, not a curated record
UCGGUGAUUUAAUUGUUUUUCAUUUAUUCAUUUAACUUCACAUUUUGAAUCGUGCUAAACACAACCAAGAAAAAAUUGGUUGAUUAAUCUUCAACAAGACUCAGUAAAAGUGGUGAGUUGGAGCAACCUCUUUUGUCAAUUGUGAUUAAUUGUCCUCAUAUUUAAGAAUUUAAUUGUUAAAUCGAUUAAUUGAAUCAUGAUUGAUUCAAAUUAUCCGUCAUCAAGCAUACAAACUGACAUGGAUCUGGUCCCUGCCAGUCUACUGUAUGCAUCUUCACUUGAUCUGUUGUCCAGCCAUCAUGAAGUUUAUGACUAUGGUGACUUUGAGAAUCAAAAUAAUCUCAACAAUAUUAAUUUGACUGAUUUGUCCUUUCCCGAGUUACCUAACUUUAAUAAUAACUUCAAUAAUUGUCAAUAUUCAAACAGUCAGUCAAACCACUACAAUCUAACCUCGUUCAGCAACCAGUUGGUGGAAAGUGAUGGACCAACUUUAAUUCCUACUGAAACAACAAUCUCAACUUCAUCUUCUGUAUCGACUUGUUCAUCAUCAUUUGACCAUCAUUAUCACCGACCACUUUCCACAACAAGUCUUGACUCGUUGGAUGCUUCACGAUCAAUUGAUGGCUGUAAACGCGAUCUAAUCAAAGCAACACUCAACUUUGCCAUCCAAAGCCGUAGACGGUCUUUAGGUUUAGGUGAGAUUGAACUGAGCCAAGCUAAAAAUCAAGAUUCUCGUCCCUCAAGCUGGACUGAUGAAGCCGAUGAAAAGAAAAUUUCUCGCAGAGAAAGGAAUCGAAUCGCUGCUAGAAAAUGUCGGAAAAAUCGUAAACUGAAAUUCAUUGCACUGAAUAAGGCAAAGGAGAAUCUGGAUAACGCCAAUACCAAUUUAAGAGAGGAGUUAAAAAAAUUGAAAAGGGAAACUGGACAACUUGAAGGUCUGUUGACCUCUCACCAAUCUCAAUGUUAUUUGAUUUCCUGGUCCUUUCAACCAACUCUUAAUUCAACAGAAUCAUCAUGGUCAUCAUCUCCUCAGCUGUUUUAUCAAUCACAAUCUUCGUAAUCUUCAACAUAAUCAUCACGUGCUAAUUGCGCAAAAAAUAAAUUGAAAUAUAUUUAUUAGUUGUUUUCUUACAAAUAAGAUAAAAUGCCGUCCAAGACAGCUUCAUUUUGUAUUUAUUAAUCUAAUUGUAAAAUGGAUUCACCAUUUGAUUUUAUUCAAUAAGUUUUUGGCAUUCAAAUAUGAAUAACUCAAGAACUCAUAAUAAGCAUAAUAC